CUCUGUCGCUCUCUGUCGUUGUUAACGUUGGGGUUUGCGAACCAGAUGUCCAGUUUCUGCGUGCAGAUUGCCAGGCUCUACCUCCAGAGUUUCUGAUUCAAGUUUCGGGCUGCAGAAAGUGGUUUCUAACAGGUCCCCAAGUGGUCUCGAGAGAGAACCACUAUAAGAGGCUGCCUGGAGCUCCGAUAUUACUGAAAAAGAUCCAAGCCGAGAUGUACCCUGACCACUCCGGGAAUAUAAGAUUAAGCUGCCAGUUUGCAGAAAUUCAUGAAGAUUCUACAAUCUGGUGGACAAAAGAUUCAAAGUCAAUAGCCCAAGUGCAGAGAAGUGCAGGCAACAGCUCUACUGUGUCCUUGGCCAUCAUGCAAGCUGGUCAGAAGGACCAGGGCAUCUACUAUUGCAGCAUCAAGAACAGUUAUGGAAAAGUGACCACUGAGUUUAACCUCACGGCCGAAGUUCUGAAACAACUCUCAAGUCACCAGGAUAUGAAAGGAUGUGAGGAGAUUGAAUUCAGCCAGCUCAUCUUCAGGGAAGACUUCCUCAGUGACAGCUACUUUGGGGACCACCUGCGCGGUCAGAUUGCCACGGAGGAGUUGCACUUCGGCGAAGGCGUCCACCGGAAGGCCUUCCGCAGCAAAGUGAUGCGGGGGCUCAUGCCCGUCUUCCAGCCCGGCCACGCCUGCGUGCUCAAGGUGCACAGCGCCGUUGCCCACGGGACCAGAAACAACGAUGAGCUCAUCCAGAGGAACUACAAACUCGCUGCCCAGGAAUGCUAUGUCCAGAAUACUGCCCGACAGUAUGCCCAGAUCUAUGCUGCCGAAGCACAGCCUCUGGAAGGCUUUGGAGAAGUGCCGGAGAUAAUUCCCAUCUUUCUUAUCCAUCGCCCUGCGAACAACAUCCCUUAUGCAACAGUGGAGGAGGAGCUGAUUGGAGAAUUUGUGAAGUAUUCCAUCAGGGAUGGGAAGGAGAUAAACUUCUUGAGAAGAGAAUCGGAGGCUGGUCAGAAGUGUUGUACUUUCCAGCACUGGGUAUACCAGAAGACAAGUGGCUGCCUCCUGGUCACGGACAUGCAGGGUGUAGGAAUGAAGUUAACUGACGUUGGCAUAGCAACACUGGCUAAAGGGUACAAAGGAUUUAAAGGCAACUGCUCCAUGACCUUCAUCGACCAGUUCGAAGCGCUACACCAGUGUAACAAGUAUUGUAAAAUGCUGGGGCUGAGAUCACUCCAAAACAUCAGCCAGAGACAGAAGGAGCCACGUGUCAGUAAAAACAAAACUCAGCCCAACUCCACAACCGUCAAGAUGGCGCCCGGGCCCCCCGCGGCAGGAAGGAAGACCUCGCGUCCCCUGUGAACUGAUGGCCGCCAGCCGGCAGCACCCAGCCUUGUGGGCGGAAAUCUGGGGACACUCAAGAGAGAACGUGUAGCCUGCGUCACGCACAGCGGUGUGACCGUCCUAUUCCCCGCUGCCCCGGCGCCACCCUGCUUCCAAACCCAUCACCUGCUGGCCUCCCUGAAACGACUUCGGGGCAGGAUUUGUGACCAGACGUGGGGAGAGACGGAAUCAGCUGUCACUCCCAGAAGACAGUCCAUCUUUGUGCCCACCGUUAGCAUGUUUACCGACUUCACGUUCUUUGUCUACUUGUGUGUUUGCACGUGGUUGUGUUGUCAAGGACUUGGUGCUGAGCAGGGUCUGUCCACAGCCCAAACCCUCCCGGCCCCCCCUUCCUAACCUGGGGAUUUCUAGACGCACCCAGCUGCUGUCUACACGGAAAACGUGAAUUCCUCCAUUGGGUCAAGUCGUCAGGCUAGUGUGGAAUGUUCUAUUGUUGCCAGAGGUGGUUUCUAACACUCAAGGCCAUUUCCUUCAUUCUUUACACACCCGGCUAGAAUUCUGUGCUUAAUUAAAUUCAUAUUUAAACAAA
Molecule: messenger RNA, 1923 nt
Organism: Mirounga angustirostris (Northern elephant seal)
Lineage: Eukaryota; Metazoa; Chordata; Mammalia; Carnivora; Phocidae
Gene: ALPK2
Product: alpha kinase 2
Exons: 9
Coding region: 213-1352 (379 amino acids)
Biological process (GO): protein phosphorylation
Molecular function (GO): protein serine/threonine kinase activity; ATP binding
Source: RefSeq, a predicted model, not a curated record